AAGGCUCACUGUGGCGGGGAGCCGCAGAAUAAAAAAAUGCUGAUGUUGACACUGGAGCUAGUACACUAUGGUCGGCGUGGCUGGGAAGUCGAAAGGCUGCAAUACCUGUCGAAAGCGGAAAAUAGCAUCACGGAGAUUCAACGAGUGUCAUUCCUAGAGACAAGCCCCGCCUAUCGAUUAAUCCAGAGUCGAAUCGAAUCCCACAGUUUGGUUCACGCUUUUCUCUCAAAUUGCUUUCCUCCAGAAUGGGUAUCCUGGAUCACCUUACUCGGUCAGCUUCCAACCAAGGCUGAAACCCUCGAGAUAUCCACUGUGGCAGUUGCGGCGUCGGCGGUUGGAACCAUGUUCCACAUGCCGGAUCUGGUCCAACAAGGUCACAGGUACUAUAUUCAGGGCCUUCGUCAGCUGCAAAGGUCCUUGAAUGACCCGCUUCUCAUGCGCGAAGACGGAACUCUCGCAGCUUGCAUGGCCCUGAGCCUUUACGAAGCCCUUGAAUGUCCCACCGCGGGAUCUGAAGGCUAUUUCAGUCAUUGUCAGGGUAUUAUGGCGUUGAUGCAAGCCCGUGGUGUAAAUGCGCAUACCUCUGGUGCGGGUCAUCAGUUGUUUCUAGGACUUCGGGUUCCAGGGGUACGUCUCAUUCUAUAUGCCUUGCAACAAAGUACCUCCACUUCCUUGUCCGAAUCUAUUUGGAUGGAGGAGCCUUGGGCAGGAUACCCCAAGUCAUCAUUUGAUCGUGUAACGGAUUGCUUUGCCCAUGCGCCGGGGAUCCUGGAGCGAGUGAAAACAAUUCCCUCCUUUCAUCUCAAUCAACAACUUGCCUUGGUUUAUGAGCUAGUUCAGGAAUGCUGGCAGGUUGACAAAAGCUUGGACGCUAUAUAUGACGAGAUACAGAACGCGCCUGGCCCGCUAUACUGGCCGAUCCCUUCGCAAAACAUCUUUGAUUUCGAUGCUGAUUUUGUUCGGAAUGUUUUAUGGUUUUCCAACAUAUCAAUUGCCAGAACACUUAUACUCUUAUGGGCCAUGCGGACUAUGUUGUGGUCGGGUCUAUGCAAUCUAUACAAGCAUGCUGGGUUCCUUGCAACCAUCGAGGGCUGUACACCUGUCACUGGCGAAACUGGUCUACCCUCUCUUGGUCAUCGCGAAGACUAUAUUUCCAUGGCCUACCAUGUCUGCCAGUCUGUGGAAUACUUUUUGCAAAAUGACAUGUUGCUGGCUGGGCCGAUAUCGGUCAGUCCGGCACUUGGUAUUGUGCUUGACGGUCUCCAGCACCGAUAUCAUCCUCAGGAGGUUGCGUGGCUUCAGUCAGCUCUUAAAGUAGUCCGAGGGAAAGGUCUUCGUGCACUGGAGUAUGUUACCUAG
Molecule: messenger RNA, 1359 nt
Organism: Penicillium odoratum
Lineage: Eukaryota; Fungi; Ascomycota; Eurotiomycetes; Eurotiales; Aspergillaceae
Exons: 3
Source: RefSeq, a predicted model, not a curated record